Messenger RNA from Vidua chalybeata, 2932 nucleotides. It is a transcript of the gene LIMK1, whose product is annotated as LIM domain kinase 1. Gene Ontology annotation, molecular function: protein serine/threonine kinase activity; ATP binding; protein binding. Bases 86 to 2023 code for a protein of 645 amino acids. Gene Ontology annotation, cellular component: neuron projection; cytoplasm; nucleus. The transcript is spliced from 16 exons. Gene Ontology annotation, biological process: positive regulation of stress fiber assembly; actin cytoskeleton organization; protein phosphorylation. Lineage: Eukaryota; Metazoa; Chordata; Aves; Passeriformes; Viduidae. The record is from RefSeq and is a predicted model, not a curated record.
GGCCCGACCGGGGCUGCGCCCGCGCGGGGACCGCCACCGCCUCCGCCACAGGCCCGGCGCGGCGCGGCGCCGCCAGCGCGCCUGCAUGAGGUUGAUGCUGCUGUGCUGCACCUGGAGGGACGAGCCUAUGGGAGAGGACGAAGGGACCGACCUGCCAGUGUGUGCGAGCUGCGGGCAGGGCAUCUACGAUGGGCAGUACCUGCAGGCACUGAAGGCUGACUGGCACGCCGACUGCUUCAGGUGUUGCGAGUGCGGGGCCUCCCUGUCACACCAGUACUACGAGAAGGAUGGGCGCCUGUACUGCAAGAAGGAUUACUGGGCACGCUUCGGGGAGCUGUGCCACGGCUGCUCCGAGCAGAUCACCAAGGGGCUGGUCAUGGUGGCCGGGGAGCAGAAGUAUCACCCUGAGUGCUUCAGCUGCCUCAACUGCCGCGCCUUCAUCGGGGACGGGGACACCUACGCGCUGGUGGAGCGCUCCAAGCUCUACUGCGGCCACUGCUACUACCAGAUGGUGGUGACACCGGUGAUCGAGCAGAUCCUGCCGGACUCCCCGGCCUCCCGCAUCCCUCACACCGUCACCCUCGUGUCCAUCCCUGCCUGCUCCGAUGGCAAGCGCGGCUUCUCCGUCUCCAUCGACCAGGGCUGCGGCACCGAGCACCCGCGCACCGUGCGCGUCCGAGAGGUGGACCCGGACUGCAUCAGCCCUGACGUGAAGAACUCCAUCCACGUUGGUGACCGCAUCCUGGAGAUCAACGGGACCCCCAUUGGCCACGUCCCCCUGGACGAGAUCGACCUGCUGAUCCAGGAGACGAGCCGCUUGCUGCAGCUAACCAUCGAGCAUGACCCCCAUGAGCCCCUGGGCCAGGAGCCAGGGCUGGCAGGCAGCCCCCUGCCCGCCCUGUGCAGCCCCCUGCGCUCACCAGCCCCUGUGCCCUGUGGGGACCCCGCUGCCAUGCGCCAGCGCGCUGUCACGAGGAGCUGCAGCACGGACAAGUCCCCAGGCUCGGGCUCCGUGGGCUCUCCCGUGUCCCAGCGCAAGGACAUUGGGCGCUCCGAGUCCCUGCGUGUCGUGUCCCGUGCCCACCGCAUCUUCCGCCCCUCGGACCUCAUCCACGGAGAGGUGCUGGGCAAGGGCUGCUUCGGCCAGGCCAUCAAGGUGACACAUCGGGAGACGGGCGAGGUGAUGGUCAUGAAGGAGCUGAUCCGCUUCGAUGAGGAGACGCAGAGGACCUUCCUCAAGGAGGUGAAGGUGAUGCGCUGCCUGGAGCACCCCAAUGUGCUCAAGUUCAUUGGGGUGCUCUACAAGGAGAAGAGGCUCAACUUCAUCACAGAGUACAUCAAAGGGGGCACCUUGAGGAGCCUCAUCAAGAGUAUGGACAGCCACUACCCCUGGAGCCAGCGGGUCAGCUUUGCCAAGGACAUCGCCGCUGGCAUGGCCUACCUCCACUCCAUGAACAUCAUCCACCGCGACCUCAACUCUCACAACUGCCUCGUGCGGGAGAACAAGAGUGUGGUGGUGGCUGACUUCGGGCUGGCGCGGCUGAUGGUGGACGAGAAGAGCCAGCCUGAACAUCUCAAGAACCUGAAGAAACCGGACCGCAAGAAACGCUACACAGUGGUGGGGAACCCCUACUGGAUGGCCCCCGAGAUGAUCAAUGGGAGGAGCUAUGAUGAGAAGGUGGACAUCUUCUCCUUCGGCAUCGUCCUAUGCGAGAUCAUCGGCCGGGUGAGCGCCGACCCCGAUUACCUGCCCCGCACCACCGACUUCGGCCUCAACGUCCGGGGCUUCCUGGAACGCUACUGCCCCCCCGCCUGCCCCCCCAGCUUCUUCCCCAUCGCCGUCUGCUGCUGCGACUUGGACCCCGAGAAGCGGCCGUCCUUCGCCAAGCUGGAGCAGUGGCUGGAGACGCUGCGCAUGCACCUGGAGAUCCACUUGCCACUGAGCUCCCAGCUGGAGCAGCUGGACCGAGCCUUCGGGGAGACGCACCGGCGGGAGGGGGGGCUGCCCGCGGCCCCGCGGUAGAGCCCCCGCCCGCACGCCUCUGCAGCCACGGGAGAAGGAGCUGCACCCGCCACCAGCUGCUCCCGGGGCUGCCUCACCCCGGGGCUGGAUCCCCGGGCCCCUGGACGUGCCCCAACCCCUGCUGUCCACCCCGGGGAGCCGGAUCUCCCCGGGGCCGCAUGGCCCUGGGCACCCCCCACGCCGUAGCUCUGACCACCAGGACCGGCCCGGCUGGCCGCACCGCGGUGACUGUCCCCGUGUCCCCCACCCUGGCUCACCUCCCCUUUGCACAGCGGGGCUGCCCCCGCCCGAGCCCCCGGGCUCCCCCGGACAGAGCCGCGGCCUUGCGGCGGUGCCUUGGCUUUCCGUGAACUUGCACUUGGACACAGGAGGGACCCCGCGGCCCCCCAGGGCACCCUCGUAGCAACGCCCUCGGCCGGCCCCUGAGGCUGCUGCCGGCACCCCCGGCUGAGCGAGGGGUCGUGGGCGACACCCCCGUGGUGUGGGGGCAGGCACGUAGCGGUCCCUGCCACCCCCACGCCUCUGCUGCCCAUGCUGAGCCCUGACCAUGCAGCCCCGGGGACACGCCGCCGGGUGCUCCAGAGGGACAUGGGGCUGCGGCUCAUCUCGGUCCCCCUGCCCUGGAGGGCCCAGGGGGUUGCGCCACGCGGUGCUUUUCAUGCUCUUUAUUCAGGUUCAUUUUUCUGUAAGAUAUUUAAAGAGAAGAGUUUGUAUUAUUUUUUCAUACAACGUAGCGUUUGCCAUUUGUCACUGCCUCGGUUCUGCUUUCCCAAAGGGAUCAAACUGUGAAGCCUCUCCGUGCACUUUUGCCCGGGAAGUCCAAGGUGACGUCCUCUGUGGAGGCGGGAAGGGAGCUCAAACUGUGAUGUACCCCGAGCCGUGAGUCAAUAAAUCCUUCCCCGCUCGCUG